This is a messenger RNA of Esox lucius (northern pike), 903 nucleotides long. Its product is annotated as vegetative cell wall protein gp1-like. NCBI's taxonomy places the organism in Eukaryota, Metazoa, Chordata, Actinopteri, Esociformes, Esocidae. The record is from RefSeq and is a predicted model, not a curated record. The annotation marks the transcript as partial. The transcript is spliced from 3 exons.
GGUGGGGUCUUCUGCUGUCCCCCGGCUCCUACUCCUCCGCCGGCUCUUCCGCCGGCUCCGGACCCUCCGCCGGCUCCCCCGGCUCCUGCUCCUCCACCGGCUCCUGCUCCUCCGCCGGCUCUCCCGCCGGCUCCGGACCCUCCGCCGGCUCCCCCGGCUCCUGCUCCUCCACCGGCUCCUAUUCCCCCGCCGGCUCCCCCGUCUCCUAUUCCUCUGCCGGCUCCUAUUCCUCCGCCGGCUCCCCCGGCUCCUACUCCUCCGCCGGCUCUUCCGCCGGCUCCGGACCCUCCGCCGGCUCCCCCGGCUCCUGCUCCUCCACCGGCUCCUGCUCCUCCGCCGGCUCUCCCGCCGGCUCCGGACCCUCCGCCCGCUCCCCCGGCUCCUGCUCCUCCACCGGCUCCUCCUCCGCCGGCUCCCCCGUCUCCUAUUCCUCCGCCGGCUCCCCCGGCUCCUACUCCUCCGCCGGCUCUUCCGCCGGCUCCGGACCCUCCGCCGGCUCCCCCGGCUCCUGCUCCUCCACCGGCUCCUGCUCCUCCGCCGGCUCUCCCGCCGGCUCCGGACCCUCCGCCGGCUCCCCCGGCUCCUGCUCCUCCACCGGCUCCUAUUCCCCCGCCGGCUCCCCCGUCUCCUAUUCCUCUGCCGGCUCCUAUUCCUCCGCCGGCUCCCCCGGCUCCUACUCCUCCGCCGGCUCUUCCGCCGGCUCCGGACCCUCCGCCGGCUCCCCCGGCUCCUGCUCCUCCACCGGCUCCUGCUCCUCCGCCGGCUCUCCCGCCGGCUCCGGACCCUCCGCCCGCUCCCCCGGCUCCUGCUCCUCCACCGGCUCCUAUUCCCCCGCCGGCUCCCCCGUCUCCUAUUCCUCUGCCGGCUCCUAUUCCUCCGCCGGCUCCCCCGGCUCCUACUCCU